UAUACGGAAACUUCGAAUCUUACAUGUAAACAAAUCUCAAAACCACAGUUUGACAUUUUACUACUAACAAACUCCAAAGAUCUAAACAUAUGAGUUAAGUAUCUAAUCGGGUAAUUAUUACAGUGGUUUUCAGAAAUCCAUGUGUGUUCAUAUAUGGAAGAUUGAAAGUUCAUAGUUUAAUGUGGGAACCUAUGUUUCUAAUAUUUGUUACAUUUUCUUUUAAUAAGUUGAUUAAAUCAUUUUAAAUUCAAAUCUAUGCUAUCGAAUCACCUACUAGUCUUCUAUUGUUUACUAAACAGAGGGAAAUAGAAAGAGAGAGAGAGACAUGAAGAGCACUUUCAAGAGAGAAGAGAAGGGAGCAUGUAGUUUCAGUUCCAGGUGAAGUUGCAUAAUCAAGGAUCUCUCAUCAAUGGAGUUUUCUAACUCUUGUUCUUCAUUUUCUUCAUCCUCUGUCGACAGUACUAAACCUUCUCCUUCUGAAUCUUCUGUUAAUCUCUCCCUUAGCCUCACCUUCCCCUCUACUUCUCCACAAAGAGAAGCAAGACAAGAUUGGCCACCGAUAAAGUCUAGAUUAAGAGAUACACUAAAGGGUCGUCGUGGCGAUGACACAUCUCUCUUUGUUAAGGUUUACAUGGAAGGUGUCCCCAUUGGGAGAAAACUCGACCUUUGUGCAUUCUCAGGCUACGAGAGUCUCUUAGAAAACCUGUAUCAUAUGUUCGAUACUUUAAUCAUCUGCGGUAAACGAGAUAGAAAACAUCAUGUUUUGACAUAUGAAGAUAAAGAUGGAGAUUGGAUGAUGGUCGGAGAUAUUCCAUGGGAUAUGUUUCUUGAAACCGUGAGAAGACUAAAGAUCACGAGACCGGAGAGGUAUUAGAAGAACCAUGGAUCGUUCAAGCUGGCUGUGGUCUCACAGUUUUGAGAAGCGAGAGAUUUAGGCAUUGAGGAAGAGACUUGACGUGGCUGCAUAUUGCAACAAAGGCCUUUAAAGAAGUUGGAGAAUUGAUGCAUAUAUAUAUGACACCGUUGAGUGUGUUUUUUUCCCCUUAUAAAUAAAUCAUCCAAGACUUCUUUAUUUUUAUUUUUGUUCUGAAUAGAAAUCUAAAUUUCUUAUACGACAUGUUUGUUGUAAUCGUGUUCCUUCGAAUGUGUACAUGACUAUGAAGAAAACACGAACGUUGUUUAUGGGGAGCACGAACGAACAUGGA
Camelina sativa (false flax) is the source of this 1205-nucleotide messenger RNA. RefSeq names its product auxin-responsive protein IAA31-like. Gene Ontology annotation, biological process: regulation of DNA-templated transcription. The record is from RefSeq and is a predicted model, not a curated record. Lineage: Eukaryota; Viridiplantae; Streptophyta; Magnoliopsida; Brassicales; Brassicaceae. Gene Ontology annotation, cellular component: nucleus.